Molecule: messenger RNA, 735 nt
Organism: Alternaria burnsii
Lineage: Eukaryota; Fungi; Ascomycota; Dothideomycetes; Pleosporales; Pleosporaceae
Exons: 1
Coding region: 1-735 (244 amino acids)
Biological process (GO): translation; mitochondrial translational initiation
Cellular component (GO): mitochondrial small ribosomal subunit; ribosome
Molecular function (GO): structural constituent of ribosome
Source: RefSeq, a predicted model, not a curated record
AUGGCAUCACGAUCGCUGGGCGAGCGACUGCUCCGUCCCUCGACCUUUACACGCAUACCACAGUCCUCGAGACAGACAACACCAUCCUGGACAUGUCAACGAACCAUAUCGAAAUCGCCAAGACAACCUGCGCAGCCACAGAGAAAGCAAGCAGACCAAAACUACGUUCCCGAGCGAGCAGCCGCAAGUCCACAGCCCACCCAGAGUGAGACGUCACAGACAAUCGACUCCAUGCUAGGCGGUACGACCACAAACAGGACACCGUAUAUGCCACGGGGCGCAGCGCCUACCUCACCAGCCAACCGCGUCUUUGGAGAAGCCUUCGCGGGCACCCAGAGCAGACGGCCUGCCCACAAGCCAGGCCUGAAUUUCGACGACAUGGCAUUGUCCGACGACAUAGCCAACCCAAGUCUUGCCAACAAGCCUUCCGGUGCGGCAUCGCUCGCUGUACAACAGGAAGAGACGUUUUCUCAGUUCCCACGCUUGAACCCCGUAUACGGACGUACUGUAGAGUUGGAUCCUAGCCGCGGACGUGAUAUGGUGAGGGGUAUUGGCAUGCUGGGGAGUUUGAUGGCAAGGAACCAAGUCAAGCGCGACUUCAACAAACAGAGAUUCCACGAGAGAGGCGGAUUGAAGAGGAAGCGGUUGGCGUCGGAGAGGUGGAGAGCGAGGUUCAAGAAGGGCUUCCGCGACGUGACCAACCGGGUGACAGAACUGACGAGGAAGGGAUGGUAA